Messenger RNA from Schizophyllum commune H4-8, 1455 nucleotides. RefSeq names its product glycosyltransferase family 4 protein. Gene Ontology annotation, cellular component: endoplasmic reticulum membrane. The transcript is spliced from 9 exons. NCBI's taxonomy places the organism in Eukaryota, Fungi, Basidiomycota, Agaricomycetes, Agaricales, Schizophyllaceae. The record is from RefSeq and is a predicted model, not a curated record. The coding region runs from base 1 to 1455 and encodes 484 amino acids. Gene Ontology annotation, molecular function: GDP-Man:Man(3)GlcNAc(2)-PP-Dol alpha-1,2-mannosyltransferase activity. Gene Ontology annotation, biological process: protein N-linked glycosylation.
AUGGCCUUCAAGUUCUGGGACCGGUACAGACGCACAAAAUUCCUCGAGCCUUUCAACCGCCAUCCGACGGAUGGCCACACGAAGAUAAUCGGGUUCUUCCAUCCUUACUGCAAUGCCGGCGGCGGUGGCGAGCGCGUCCUAUGGACGGCCGUGGCUGCAAUGCAGCGCUCCAAUCCGAACCUCGUGUGCGCAAUAUAUAGCGGCGACACGGACGCCACCAAAGACGAUAUCAUCGCCAAAGUCCAGUCUCGCUUCGCUAUUACUCUCGACUCUAGAGCACUCGGCUUUGUCUUUCUGCAGUCCAGGUACCUCGUCGAAGACACCACCUGGCCUCGCUUCACAUUGCUCGGGCAGAGUGUAGGCUCAAUGCUGCUCGCGCUAGAGGCAAUGCUGUACUUAAGGCCAGACCUCUACAUCGAUACAAUGGGCUACGCCUUCACAUAUCCUAUCUUUAAAAUCUUUGGCGGGGUGACCUGCGGGGCAUACGUGCACUACCCAACAAUCAGCACCGACAUGCUCGCCCGUGUCGAAUCACGCCGAAAUUGGCACACGAACUCGAGCUGGAUCUCCUCAUCGCCUAUUCUGACGCAGGGAAAGCUACUAUACUACCGAAUUUUCAUGCACUUCUACGCCGUGUCCCUCCGCCAAGCAUCCUUCGUCAUGGCCAACUCCACAUGGACGAAGAACCACGUCGACUCCAUCCUCAAGCAUAACGACCGUUUCAUGAGCAUCCUUCUGUUCCCCUUCUUCCUCACCCUCGCCCUCCUCCCCGGCUCGCGGAAGAGUACUGCCGCCGACUACGCCCUCCGCGUCUACCCGCCCUGCGAUACGACGGAGAUGGCCAAAUACCCUCUGGAGGGCCGCGAACCCAUCAUCAUUAGCGUCGCUCAGUUUCGACCUGAGAAGGAUCAUCCAGCACAGCUGCGUGCACUGUACGAACUGUUCGACGCGCAUCCGGAAUACAGGGAGACUGUACGCCUAAUCCUGAUAGGCGGCAGUCGCAACGCGGAGGACGCGGCGCGAGUAGAGCUCUUGCGAACUCUGGCCGCGAAGCUCGGGAUUCAGGACAGCAUCGAGUUCAGGAUCAACGCGCCAUAUCCCGAUAUGCUCGAAAUGCUCGGCCGAAGCAGCAUAGGGCUGAGCACGAUGGUCGAUGAACACUUCGGUAUCAACGUCGUAGAGUAUAUGGCUGCUGGCGUUAUUCCGCUCGCGCACGCGUCUGCAGGGCCGCUCCUCGACAUCGUCACCCCAUGGGAAGGGCAGCCGACAGGCUUCCACGCGACGACACCACAGGAAUACGCGGAGAAGUUGCACCACAUCUUAACGCUGCCGCCGGACGAGGACCUCGCGAUGCGCGAGCGCGCACGAACGGCGGCCUUGUCGCGCUUCUCAGAAGCCGAGUUCGUGCGGAGGUGGGACAUGAGCGGGUGGCAGAAGUGGCUGGAGGCCGAGUAG